Messenger RNA from Ectocarpus sp. CCAP 1310/34, 2115 nucleotides. The record is from the annotation of a GenBank genome assembly. NCBI's taxonomy places the organism in Eukaryota, Phaeophyceae, Ectocarpales, Ectocarpaceae.
AUGGUGGCCUUUGAUUUCUUGGGACCUCUACCACAAACCAAGAAAGGAAGACAGUAUGUGUUUCUGGUGGUUGAUCUGUUUAGCAGGUAUGCUGAAGCAUAUGCACUAACCGCUGCAGAAACGACAGCUCAGGGAUGUUCCGCAAUACUGGUCCAACAGUAUAUCCCUAGAUGGGGUUGUCUACACACCUUUCUGUCUGACAGAGGGGCAGAGCUUACCGCACCUAUGAGCAGGGAGAUAUACCGGAUGCAGGGAACGGUGAAAAUGUUUACUAGCUCAUAUCACCCACAGACGAAUGGCAUGGUGGAACGUCUGAAUCAUACCCUAUGUCAAAUGCUGUCUCAUCUAAUUGCAGAUGACCAGAAGAAUUGGGAUGAAUACUUGAGUACUGCAAUUGCAGCACACAAUAACAACAUGAGCAGGGGAACCGGAUUAUCUCCUAAUGAGAUCCACAUAGGUCGAUAUACCAGAUUACCGAUGACGAUCUUGGAAGGUCGUGGGGUGCAGGGUCACCAGAGCUUUACACAAAAUCAGCUCGACUAUCUCGAAUUAAUGAGGGCUCGACAAGGUAAAGCCUAUGAUCUGGUUAAAGAAGAAGACCGAUUGAUCAAAGCUAAACACGCUAAGGCUAAUGAAGCUUUGGUGAAGGAGCUCAAAACCAGGCGCCCUAAAAUUGAGGCGAACGAUUGGGUGUGGUUAUAUAAUGAUCAGAGCACUAUAACUGGAGGAGGGAAACAUGUGCUGAAACCUCAAACAAUCAAGUCUGGAGAGAGAAAAUCCUUUGCUUUGGUGUCCAAGUUGGCAUACUGUUGGACUCGGCCAUAUCGGGUGUUAUUUGUUGGACCUGGAACCGCGCCUGAUGGCAGAGAGGUGGGGCCUAAACUGGUGCUCGUAGAUGUACGAAAGAAUGAACCGGGAAAAGGCAUAACAUCUCGGGUAUCUUUAUUGAGGGUGAAGUAUUUUAGCCCCCAUUCAGAGGAUGACAAGCCAAGAUUUUUACCGUGGGCCAUGAAUGAGAACGGCGUGCUGCUCCGGAACAAGAAUGCCAUCCUCAAGCGGUGGCGGAGAUUCUUCGAUACCCUCCUGAACUCCAAGUCCCCCACCCUGAACCCAGACGUUGUCGAACAGGUGACGCAGCGACCAGCGACGCGCGCCACCCGACGCCUGGCGGCGGUACCAGACCUCGAGGAGGUUGAGGUGGCAACGAAAGGUUUGGGGAACUGGAAGGCGGUUGGCCCCGACCUCCUUGCCGCCGAACUGCUCAAGGUCGACGGCGACGACGAGCCCGUUGUACUGGAGCGCCUCCGUGCCAUCUUCGUCGAAGUGUGGAAUGGGGGAGAGAUGCCGCAGGAGUGGAAGGAUGCCAUCAUUAAGGUGUUGUACAAAAAGGGUGGCCGGUCGAACUGCAACAACUUCAGGGGCAUCUCGCUGCUCUCGCAUGUAGGCAAAAUACUCGCCAAGACCAUCACCAACCGCCUGAGCGCAUUCUGCGAAGCCAACGAAAUCCUCCCGGAGGAACAGUGCGGGUUCCGGCCUGGCCGAUCCACGGUAUGCAUGCUGUUCGUUGUGCGCCGACUCCAGGAGCUGGGGCGGAGGAGGAGAAUCCCGCUCUACAUGUGCUUCAUCGAUCUGCAGAAGGCCUACGACUCGGUGGACCGGGAGCUACUGUGGAAGGUGCUGGCCCGGGCCGGGAUCCCCGGGGAGAUGAUCGCCGUCAUCCGCAAGUUCCACGUCGGAAUGCGGGCCCGGGUCCGCACGGACGAUGGGGAGCUAUCGGACUGGUUCCCGGUCACGCAGGGAUUACGACAAGGGUGCUCAAUGUCCCCACUGCUGUUCAACGUCUUCUUCGCAGCGCCUCUCGAGAUCAUUGUCACACGGUUCAGCCAAGAUGAGGUUAUCGUGCGGGAUCUAGUGUACUUGAAGGAGGAGGAACGGAGGGGGGAGGGAUUGCUGGACCGAGUCCGGAGGGCGGUGUGGGGGAUGCUAUAUGCCGACGAUGCCGGCGUUGUGUCGAAGUCCGCCGACGGCCUGGCGAGGAUGAUGACCAUUAUCGUGGAGGUGUUCCGGGAGAUCGGGCUGACGGUCGACCGCCGCCGCCGCCGCCGCCGCCGCUGA